Molecule: messenger RNA, 9446 nt
Organism: Oncorhynchus keta (chum salmon)
Lineage: Eukaryota; Metazoa; Chordata; Actinopteri; Salmoniformes; Salmonidae
Product: AP-4 complex accessory subunit RUSC2-like
Exons: 14
Coding region: 648-6059 (1803 amino acids)
Cellular component (GO): cytoplasmic vesicle
Molecular function (GO): protein binding
Source: RefSeq, a predicted model, not a curated record
UUUUGUUUUUGUCGACAUUUGGAAAGUUGUUCUGUUUCCAUCAGGCUUGUCAUUAAAAUGUUUUGCCAGACAUUUUUAACUCGCAUUAAAAAAAAAAGUUGGAUGGAAACCGGGUUAGUGUCGUAGAAUAAACCGCCCAAGUUUGGCCCCCACCUAACUGCGGGUCGCCCAAAAGCGGGUAGCUGACCUCCAGAACGUAUGUACUUGAUCCUCACGGUAUUGGACCUGACGGAAUCCCUAUGAGAGAGGGCUGAGCUGAAUCCGGGGUGACGUAAUAACGUACUGUAGACCUGUUAUGCGCUGCCUCUGCGUUGUCGAGCGCUGGGCGCGAGCAAAAAACAACAUAUUCCAAGCGUCAGUGAUUAGGCCUAUUAUUCGCGUGAAUAUUGAGGACAAAGGACAAGGUGGAUACUAUUGACACGAUAAUAACAUCGUUGGCAACCUGCUUAAACAUGUACCACUCGGACCACAUAGUCGAUUUCCUUGACCUCUCCUUCACCAUCCCAAUCCCUGAAGCCUUGGGCCUAGCAUCAAACCACUGAACCAACCCCUUGCCCUAUAUCCCUCCACAUAUCCUAUACCCCCACCCCAGCACUCACACAGCCUUUUCCCCUACCCCCUGUCCAAACCCCCAUACCCGGAGGACCAUGGACAGCCCCUCCAAGCUGUCUGGCGAGACACUGAUCGUUCAUCACAUCCCCCUGGUACACUGCCAGGUGACCGGGGGUCGGCAGGGCUACAGCGGAGGAGGAGGGGGGUCCCCGAAGAGGUCGAACCAACCAGAGAACCUGGGCCUGAGCCCCACCACCUCCCUCCCUGAGCGAGAUGUACUCCAGAGGGAAGCCCUGGUGUACAGCAGCCUCAUCCAGACCUCUACAGGAGGAAGAGGAAGAGAAGGAAGAUGGGGAGGGGGAGGAGAGAGUGGAGGACAUAGAGGAGAGAGAGGAGGAGGACGAGGAGUAGGAGAACGAGGGAGAGGAGGAGGAGUAGGAGGCGGCAGCACAGGGAGCGAUAAUUUGUCUGUGACGUCCACUAACUCUGAGGACCAGGUGAUGGUGGACAACACUCUGCUCAGGGUGAAACCAAGGGAACAGGCCAACAACCCUCUCCGGCUCCGCCACAACCCUUUUCUGCUCAACACGGAGGAGGAGGAUGAUGACGAGGAGGAAGAGGACGAAGACGAUAGUGAUAAUCUCAACGGUUACCUGGAAGAUUCAUCCUUCCAUCUCCAUGGCAAUACAAACUCCGCCCUAGAUGAGGAGGGAGACGGGGUCACGCCUUUUCACCUCCACGACCUGGGGUUCACCACACACGAGCCCUUCCUGUUGCAAAGCACCCUGGGAAAGCACUCCUGGGGCUGCUCUGGGCGACGGGAUUCCCUCAGGGGUGUUGCCUCCGAUCUCUCCUCCCACCUGGAGGGCCUAGACCUGCUGGUAUUGGAUGGUCCUCGCCGGCACGGCAGUAGCGGCUCCACCCUCUCCAUGGACUGCGGAGAGCAGGAGUGGGCUGAGGAUGAUGAGGAGGAGGAGGAAGACCCAAUGAGGGAGGGUGGGAGAAGCAGUAGCCAGGCUGACUCGUCUUCCUCCAGCUCUGCCCACCAGCUCUGCUCCUGCUACGGCGUCUCACAGACGUUUCACGAACACUUCCCAGAACAGUUUUCCCAGUCGUUGGAAUGCCAGCUGGGCUACGGCAGUGAAUCGUCCUGCAACAGCUCGGAUGGCAUGCUGGUCAACUUCAGUGCCAUUUAUAACAAGAUCAAUAACAGUGUCCCUUCGACCUCCUCCGAGCCACCUCCUCCUGCCACGACUACCAACCUGAACAGUUCCACUGACCACUCCUACACCUCCUCUGUCUGCACCUCUUCUGUACUGGAUGGGGAGGCAGGGAGCCCAGGAAGAGCCAGAGACAGGGGUGCUUUCUACCUCGACCUCCACACUUCCCCCACCGAGCCCCCCAACUCUCAUCAACCAUCUUGCUCCUCCAAUAGCACCCGGUCGUUUGGACUCCACCCUUACACCAACACCUCCGCAUGCACCUGCUCAGCCGAAGCGGGGGCACUAGAUCUGGACGCCAACUGCAAUUCGUACCAGCCUCCCCACCACUCAGACUCAGGAAGUGACCUCACAUCCUGUCUGCAGAGCCCGGCCCGUCUCGUGGUAGCCACUCAGAACUACUACAAGUUGGUGACCUGUGACCUUUCAUCUCAGUCGCCACCGAGCCCUGUGGGAAGCUCCGCGUCGUUUACCAGCUGCUCUGACGAGCACAGCAAGGAAAGCCCCGCUCCCGACACGCCCAACACCACCCAGCCAACCGAAUACUACCUGUUCAGACGGCCACCUGGGGGAGAGGAAAAGGAGGCCGAAGAGGAAGAUGAGGAGGGAGAGUUAACACAGCGUGAUGAAAAUGAGGAAGAGGAUGAUGACGAGGAAGAGGAGAGGAAGAAGAGGGAGCAGCAGCAGAUGGGCGGAGCCUGUUCAGACCUCAUCAUCGAGGGACAGGUGUACAUUAACAUCUCCCCUCCCGUGGUUGACCGAGGACCCAUCGGAGGCGGGACUCCCCGUUCCCGUAGCUACGACCGGAACCUGGACAAGUCCCCGCCCCCUCGGCUUGGCUCAUUGGAGCACAUGCUGAGCUGCCCUGUUCAUCUCAGUGAGGGCGCCGUCCCCCUCGGCCCUCCCACUCCGCCACGGGUCACUUCCUUCGCUGAGAUCGCCAGGAGCAAGAGGAAAAACGGAGGAAGCACUGGCUCUCCUUCUCUCAGGACGGCGGGAUGUUCAGAUCCCUUCUCCUCCACCCACUCAGCCCACUCCCACUCCUUGGCCCACUCCCACUCCUCGGCCCACUCACACUCCUCGACCGACUUCUCCCCCAUCCUGGAGAACCUGGGUCAGGGUCCGAGCCACAGUGUGCCCUUCCAGCGCUGCUCCAGCCAGGGCAGUGUGGACCGUCCUGGUGGUGGCGCCAGAGAAACACGCUCCAUGGCUGAAGGUGGUCUCUCCAGCUCUUCGUGCAGCUCUGCUGUUGUCCGCUACACUAAAGACCAGCGUCCUACCACCCUCCCCAUUCAACCCUUCACCUUCCACCACCAGUUCUCCAAGCUGUCCCAGCCCAUUCUUCCCCUGCUGACGGGCUACGUUUCUGGGAUGCAGGCGCGGGGUGGAGGGCCUUCUGGAGGUCCAGAGGGGUCUGAUGGAGUCGACGACGACCGAUGGGAAGACUCUUUGCGUCAGAGUGGGGGUACGAUGGGUGCGAUGGUAUCAGCGGUGGCUCCGCUCGGCCCUGGCUCUGUCCGGCCCUCGCCGCUGGGUAGCUAUUCCCCCGUCCGUCUCCAGGGGCUGACCACUUCCUGUUCUACCUGCACCCCCAGCCCCCAGACUCCUCGCAGCCUCUCCUGCCCCCUGUCGGCCGAGCUCCUGCCCCUCCACCAUACCCAUCCACCACCAGUACGACUGGCGGCUGCCCCUCUGCCUCCCACUCCUCCACCUCCGCCCCAGGGGGUGAAGCGGGGUGCGGUGCCCCCCAUGCUGCCUCCGGUCCAGGGCCAGGUGCAGGGUCAGUGUCACCAGCACUACCACCGUGGGACCCUCCCCGUCCUGCCGGUCGUGCUCCAGGACAGUGAGAUUUCACUGCAAUACGAGGAGACGUCAGACUCUGUGGAGGGGAGCAGAGGACCAGGGUGCACGACACAACAUGGACACCACCUCUCUCCCCAGACUCUGAAAUGGAGGGAGUAUCGUCGUAGGAACCCCCUGGGGGUGGAGAGGUGCUCCUCUGGGGGAUCAGGCGUACCUGCCCUAUCAGGCAGUCUGGAUGGGAAUGGUCGUCGGGGCGUGGCCAGGGGACAGCGAAUCACACGACGGAAUGUGUUUGACUUCCCUCCGGCCUCUAGUGGCCACGCCCCCCUGGGACGACUCAAUGGCCAGUCUGUGAAGCAGCUGCAGCAGUACUACAGUGACUUCCUGCCAGACUACUUCUCCCUGACGGAGCGUCCUCCAGACGAGUUCUGUCUCUCUCCUGACGCCUCCUCUUCGUCAUCGUCCUCCACUUCCUCACAAUCCCACAUCUCUGUGAACCUGCAGCAGAAGAGAGGUUUAGUCAAAGCCAUCAAUACAGCGGUAGAUUUAAUCGUGGCUCAUUUUGGCACAAGUCGGGACCCUGAUGUUAAGGCGAAGCUGGGUAACAGUUGGGUGAGUCCCAACGUGGGCCACCUGAUCCUGAAGUACCUGUGUCCGGCCCUAAGGGAGGUGCUGGGGGAUGGGCUGAAGGCCUACGUCCUGGACCUGAUCAUCGGACAGAGACGCAACCAGCCCUGGAGCCUGGUAGAGGCCUCCACACAACUAGGCCCAUCCACCUGUGUUGUCCACAGCCUGUUCUCCAAGGUGUCCCAGUACUCAGAGCUCACCAGCCACAGCAUGAGACUCAACUCAUUCAUCUUUGGACUGCUGAACUUGCGAUCUUUGGAAUUUUGGUUCAAUCAUCUCUACACUCAUGAAGACAUCGUAGCGGCUCACUACCACCCGUGGGGUUUCCUGCCGUUGUCCCAGGGGCCGUGCCAGCCUCUCUUGGAGGAGCUCCUCCUCCUCCUCCAGCCUCUGUCUCUGUUGCCCUUUGAUCUGGAUCUGCUCUUUGAGCCGCGAUUGGUCCAGAGGAACCAGGAACACCUGAGAAGCAAGGAACAGCUCUGCUCCGCCUCCGCUGGCCAGGGCCUGGACCAAUCAGCAUGCUCCACCUUCCAGCUCAUGAGGGGGUGGAGCUCUGAGUCACGGAGAGCAGAGUCUAUGAGAGAAGGGGCGGAGGUUAAAAAGGAAGGAGGCGGGGUGGGGAACAGAGAAAGGUUGGGGCUGAGACGAGAGGGGACGUGGCCUAGGAUGGAAGGGGUUGGAGAGAGAGGGAGGAGAGAGGGGAUGAUGCAGAGGAUGGGGUCGAGGAGAGAGGGGGUGGGUAUUGAUAGUUUGGGGGCGGGGCUUGUAGAAGCACAGCCAAUGACAACUGAAGUAGGGACAGGAUUUGCAAACCUGUGGAGAGAGAGCGGGAGGGGGAAGGGCACAGGAAAGAGAGUGAAGGGGGUGGGAGGAGUAAGCCAUGAGGAGGAGGGAGAGAAGGAAGAGAGGAGGAAGGGUAUAGAGAGGGAUUGGGCGGAGGAGGGUCGUCAGCAGCAGGAGCGUGAUCGCCAGGCGGGCUGGUGGUACCAGCUCAUGCAGAGUUCCCAGGUCUACAUCGACCAAUCAGCUCAGGGUGGGUCAAAGUUCGUUAAGAGCGAGAAGAGGAAGAAGUCUGCAGAGAGGCGGAGCCAGAGUCAGCACCCACUCCCCAGGAAGGGUGUUGUGGAAGGGGCAGAGUCUAGCCAGGAAGAGGAGGUUCUUAGGGAGAGAAGCAGGAAGAGCAGCUCCAGUGGUGAGUGGACGGGGUCCAGAGGAAGAGGAAGACCAUCCUGGAUGGGGAGUCCCCCAGAGUCAGUGCUCACCCAGGACAAGGAGAAAGAGAAGGAUCCAGGAACCGCAAGGGCCACAGAAGCCACAGCGACCCAGCCAGCAGCCCAGACUGAAGACCCCUCCCAGGGCCAGAGCAUGCGCUGGGUCAGACUGUUUGGGUCCAGCAUGGGUGGUGGUGGCCCCCCCUCCAGGCCAGAUGGAGCAGAGCAGAGACCAUCCAAAAGCAAGAGGAGCAGCAGGCUGCCGUCUGGAUGGCUGACAGGUCUGGACAUGUCCGUGCUGGACCUCUUAGCCCAGACGGUGGGGGUGGGGACAGUGAAGAGGGUGGAGCCUUCAGCUCCUCCGGCCCCUCCCACUCUGAACCAACCCUCUCCACCUCCUCAGCCGCCACAGGAGACCCAAACCAAACAGCUGUGUGAGGUGCGUGCCCUGUGCCACCACAUAGCCACAGAGCCUGACCAGCUGAGUUUCCAUAAAGGUGACGUACUGAGUGUCCUGAGCCGGGCUGACUCCGACUGGCUCCUCUGCUCCCUGGGGGCCCAGCGGGGCCUGGUGCCUUUCAUCUACGUUACCCUGAGGGGUCUGGAGGAUAGCCAGGCGCCCCAAGAGCCUCAGGGGCCACUCUGACCUGACCGACUCAACUAGGAUUCCAAAAUUCAGGUUUUCCAGGAAUCCUGGUUGGGAGAUUCCUGGAAUCAGGAGGGAAUAAGUAGGACAUCUGUAUAUCCUCCAACCGCGGGAUUUCGGGAAAGUUGUCGGAGCCCUAGACUUGCAACCCUAGACUGAACCCAGGGCCCAGAGGCCACAGUAGAGGAUAAGGGUGGAAGGUGGAUAGGGGAAAAGGAUUCAGAGGGCCAAAGAUGGAUAUACAGCAUACUACAGCACAAGACGAUGGGAUACUCAUGGAGAAGAGACCUUGAUAUGACUGGUUUAAAGUGUAAUUAUGGUACUAUGGAGAGGCGUAUGAAACACACACACACACACUCACAGACAUAAACAUGCAUUAAUGUGCAAGCAUGCAGGCACAAAUACGCUAUACUUCCCUAUGUAUGAAUGUCCACUAAACUCACACACACACCAAACUGCCUGGGGAUAUUUUACAGAAAGGAGACAAGGCUAGCUACUGACUGCCUUGGCCCCAUCACAUACUGUAUAUUAUCCCUAGCUGUGUUUUACUUUACCAUGCUACAGAGUAUACUCUAUCUAUCAUUCAUCUAGCUGUGCCAGUCUUUGAAUGCCAAUGCUAUGCUAACGCGCUAAUGCUAAUGCUAGUUCUAAUGCUAGUGCUAAUGCUAGUGCUAAUGCUAAUGCUAGUUCUAAUGCUAAUGCUAGUGCUAAUUGUUAAUGAAACAUUUCAGAGACUGGUUAAAGGACUUGUCAUCCAAUGGAUCCACGCCGACAUGCUUUUCUCUGAGGUUCAUUCACCCAGAGAUCCCCUGCUUUGUAGUAGGACGUAAGUAGGAAAAGUAGUUUUGUUAUAAAACAGAAAAUAAAAGCUUUCUCAGUGUGUGUGAUACAGCUGUCGACGAUCUCCACAUCUCUUUGUGGAGUAAAUACAAAUGGACAACAGGUUUAAACUCGCAUCUUCAUUACAAAUGGACAACCGGUUUAAACUCGCUUCUUCAAUCUCCAGAUUCCUGAUUUUCAUCAUCUUGUUAACGCUAUGGGUGCGUUCCUCUGCCCAGGCGUUGCUGACGCAUGCCAGAUCUUACAAAUUUGGAUACGUAUUUUACGUAUCGGCUAACCACAUCAUCUGUAUGUUAUAGCAAUCUGUCAGGACGUGGCACCACCAAUGAUUACCAACGAUGAACUGUCAAACCUGACUCUGAUUGGACAAGCCCAAUAACAUCCUCUGGCUCCUCCCUUCACAUCCUGUUGUUUUGAUGGAUGGGACGAACUGACCUAUCACUGCAAUUGUCAGGAAAGAAAAGGGCAGAGCCGGGCCAAGUGCAUGUAACCUAGCAACAGACGGACAACGUUUUGUGUCUUCUUACAGUGUCUUCACCCCUGUUCUGACCCCAAAACCCUAGCUCCUCCCACCUACCCCGCCUCUCUACCCCUUAACCAAUACAACUGCACCGCUUUAGGUGGAGCUGCAGUACCACGAUUACAGACUAAACCAAGUGAUUCAAUAAGCUUUGAACUCUUGUCUAUAUAUCUAUCCAUACGCACUGUAAAUGCAUAUACUUACACACGCUUAUUUAUUGACUAAUGAUGAUGUCAUGUAUCAUUGUUGAGGGGGAAAAAAACGUGUGAAUGGAAAGGCAGUAGAGGUGGAUAAAGAAGGAAGGAUGUCCAAUGAAAACAACGUAUGACUUUGGAGGUGUGUUUAGGUGUUCUUAACGGAAUGUGUUGUUUGGAAAGGCUGUAUAAUCACCAUGGCGACCCCAACCCCACCCGAACCUCCCUAUUGUAAAAAUGGGUCUACUCUAAUGAGAUAAAUCAUGUAUAUCAACGUUUUUUUUUUUAAAUGCUUCAAAUUAUUCAGAUUGGUAGUAUGUAACGAGAAAGAGAGUCAUUUUUCUUGUGUAUGCCUUAAAGUCCCUGAGAAAGAACCACAGAGAGGGCUGCUGUGUUAGAGGUAUCUAGCGUCUGACUAUGCCUGUGGUCCCUACAUGAUUCUUAUAUAUGUGACGGUGCGUCCAACCAGCCACUUUCCCUGGGUUUCAGUCGGAAAAACAGUAUAUAUUUUCUCUGGUAAUAGAAAAAAGUAUAUGGCUAUUUUUUAGGGUGGGACUCUUAAAAUUAACCCCAACACAUUUCUUGGUGGCUUUGUAGGCAUUUGUUGGUGUCAGGAGUGGCCUUAGGUUCAGAUUGAGCUGUACAGGAAACUAGAGCUGGCAAAAAAAGUUAGGGAUUAGGUUUAAACCCUAUAUAUCAAAACCUUGUGGAUUAGGCCUUAGAUUAGGGUUUUUGUUAGAGCCAAAAUUAUCAACAAUGAAAUUAUGUAAUGUAACUUUUUUUUAAAUAUAUGGGUUUAGCGAAACAGAAAAAUUGCAAGGACGAAUUCACACUGGACAAGAGUUAGGCCUCGAUUCAAUCAGACCAAUAGUUAAUUUAGCUUGUAAAUGAUACUGUAUUAUUAUUAUUCAAAAUUAUUUGUUGAAAUGUAUUUAGUUCUUCUGUUAUUCUCUUUUGUUGUACAGUUUUAUUUUAUUUUAUUUUUUUGUAAAUUCCUUUGGAUUCUGCAUAAAUAAUUUAAAUAGUUUGUUAGCUCUGAAUUGUAAAUAUAUUUAAUUUCUUCAAUAAUGAUUUUUUUAAAAGAUAGAACUAGAUAUGAGGUAUGGUUAUGUACAAAACAUUUGGAACACAUUCCUAGUAUUGAGUUGCAACCCCUUUUGACCUCAGGAUAGCCUCAAUUUGUCGGGGCAUGGACCCGACAAGGAGCUGAAAGUGUUCCACAGUGAUGCUGGCCCAUGUUGACUCCAAUGAUUCCCACAGUUGUGUCAGGUUGUCUGGAUGUCCUUCGGAUGGUGGAUCAUUCUUGAUACACGCGGGAAACUGUUGAGCGUGAAAAACCCAGCGACGUUGCAGUUCUUGACACAAAUCAGCGCGGCCUGGUACCUACUACCUACCGUACUCUGUUUAAAGGCACUUAAAUCUUUUGUCUUGCCCGUUCACCCUCAACGGCACACAGACACAAUCCAUGUCUGAAUUGUAUCAAGGCUUAAACAUCAUUAUUUAACCUGUUUCCUACCCUUCAUCUACAUGUCUCCUCCCCUUCAUCUACAUGUCUCCUCCCCUUCAUCUACAUGUCUCCUCCCCUUCAUCUACAUGUCUCCUCCCCUUCAUCUACACUGAUGGAAGUGGAUUUAACAGGUGACAUCAAUAAGGGAUCAUAGCUUUCACCUGGUCAAGUCUAUGUCAUGGAAAGAGCAGGUGUUCCUAAUGUUUUGUACACUCAGUGUAUAUUAAUACAUUAUUGCAUUAAUAACAAACAUUUGUAAAUGUGAGUUAGUAUCAUGUUAUGGGCAUGGUGAAUGGACAGCUAUGGGGAUAAAUGCCUGCCAAGAG